GCCCUCGGACCAUCCAAGUUCCAGCUUGCUGGCAGAGAUCCAGGGGGUGGGGCAUGAAAACCAUCACCUGCUUUGCAGGACCGAGAAGCUCAGGUGGUGCCUACACUUCCGUGCCUUUUUAAGCAUUACCUUGGUGGUUAUCAACCAGAUAUUUGUUGAGCGCAAGGCUGCCUGGGGGGCAGAUAAAGGCCCCAGCAUGUCUCAGCAAAGACGGGUUCGACUUUCGACAGAGAAGCCAACGAGCACCGUUUAUGUGCUGGGCACAGAAAUAUCCCUUGACGUUUGUGGGUCUGCCCCUGCAGGUGCCUAUGCGUUCCAGGUUCAGAAGACGCUGGGCGUGAACUACGUUGUCCGUGAUACAAACAUUUCGCAGGUGCCUUCGAGGGUACCCAGGUGGCCCCUGGACAUCGGAGUGGAGGUGGUUGUGGCCAUGAAACAAUCCAGCCGGAGAGUCAACGAGAGCAAGGUGACAAUUUCAUACUACAAGGCCAAUGAGGAGACGCCCAUGGCCAAGGCUGUGCUCCUGCUCACUUGCGUAGAGAUUUCCCUGGAUGCAGAUUCAAGCCGCUCAGGAACCGUGACAAAGGAAGUUGAAAAUAAGAAAGAGUGGACAUGGGGCCCAGAAGGCAGUGGAGCGAUCCUCUUGGUGAACUGCGACAGAGAUUGCCUCAGAGUAAAGGACAUGGACAACCAAGAUGAUAAAGUGGGGUCGGAAGAAGACCUCAAAGAUAUGUCCGUUAUGAUUUUGACAACCCGUGGACCUGACAUUUUUGAGAAGUAUCAACUGGUUCUCCACGUCUCAGCGUCUGAAAAUGAUAAAGUGAGGGUCUUCCAUGCUCAAGAUGGAAAGCCAGUGAGCCAAUACCCGGUAGUCCUGGGGCCAAAGAAUGCCUCCUACAAGGUGAAGGGUGGUAGAAACCAAGAGGCGGUUUUCUAUGUGGAAGGGCUGGCCUUUCCAGAUGCCAACUUCUCGGGCCUGGUGUCGUUCCAUGUCACACUGCUGGAGAACCCACCUGAGGGACAGAAAUUUCCUGCACCUCCCAUUUUCAGCGACACUGUGGUUUUCCGGAUUGCUCCCUGGAUAAUGACCCCCAACACCUUGCAACCGAGAACAGUUUAUGUCUGCAGUGUAACUGACAAUGCUGACUUUGUGAACAAUGUGACGGAGCUUGCUCAAAGCAAAGGCUAUGAUGGUUUGGUGGAAGACGUGAAGAAACUUCACAGAAAGAGCAAGUACAGCGACUUAGUGUCCGAGGUGUGCAAGCUGGUCAGGAAGACCAAAAACAGGGACUUUGUGGCAGCUGUGAACAAGCUUGCCAGGGAGAGCAAGAACAUGGACUUUGUGGAGGCUAUGAAGGAACUUGCAAGCAGGACUGGCUGUGCUCUGAUCAUCUGUGAAGGAGAAAAAAACCAGGGAGAUCGCUGGAUCCAGGAUGAGAUGGAGAUUGGCUACGUGCAAGCUCCCCACAAAGGGUUCCCCGUGGUCUUUGACUCCCCCAGAAAUAACAAGCUGAAGGAUUUCCCAUUUAAAGAUGUUUUGGGCCCAGAUUUUGGUUAUGUGAAACGAGAGCGAGCUGGCGAGACAGCCUCUGCGCUUGACUCCUUUGGGAACCUUGAGGUCAGCCCCCCGGUGACCGUCAGGGGCAAGCAGUAUCCCCUGGGGAGAAUUCUCAUUGGGAGCUACAUCUCCAGGGAGGAAAACAGACAGAUGUUCAAGUUUGUCCGGGACUUCCUCUAUGCCCAGAAAGUGCAGUCUCCCGUGGAGCUGGAUUCUGACUGGCUGGCGGUGGGGCAUGUGGAUGAGUUCUUGGCCUUUGUUCCAGCUCCUGAUAGAAAGGGUUUCCGGCUGCUCCUGGCCAGCCCCAGCGCCUGCUACAAACUGCUGAAGGAGAAGGAACAGGAGGGCUACGGAGACGCUCUCAUGUUUGAAGGGAAAUUGGACACUUGCGAUCAGGUCAAAAUAAAAUGUAUCCUGAAUGAUCAAGAACUGAGGAGCAGCAAUGAAUAUUUCCAGAAAAGUAUCGAUUGGAACAGAGACAUCCUCAAAGCAGAGUUGGGACUGACUGAGGAAGACAUCAUUGAUAUCCCCCAGUUGUUUAAACCUGAUCCGGCUGAGGAAACUCCUGGCAAAGCUGUGGCUUACUUCCCUGACAUGGUGAACAUGCUGGUUCUGGAGAGACACUUGGGCAUCCCUAAACCCUUUGGGCCCAUUGUCAACAAGGAGUGCUGCUUGGAAAGGGAAGUCCGGCGGCUACUGGAGCCACUGGGCUUGUCCUGCACCUUCAUUGAUGACUAUAAAGCUUACCACCAGAAGCUCGGCGAAAUCCAUUGUGGCACCAACGUCUGUCGGAAGCCUUUCUCCUUCAAGUGGUGGAACAUGACAAUGCCUUGAGGCAGGGUGGAAGGAUUCCCUGCGCUCCAAACAGGAAAGGAGGACAUUGAAAGAGCUGCUGUGUAGCUUCCCCCGAUCUUGUAGAUCCCAAGCCGUAAUUUACUUGGGAAUCUCAUUUGAUUGGGAACAUGCAAAGGUGUUUGGAUAGACCAUCUUGUUUUCUUGCAAGUGCUGAUGUUCCCUUUAUCCUUAAAAUCAAUUAUGGAGAGUCAUUGGUGGAGACUACUAUAAAGUCAUACCUGACCUGUGAUGACUCUGGUGGGGUUUUCAUAGCAAGAGACUAACAGAGGUGGUUUGACAUUGCCUAGCUCUGUCUUCAUUGGAGGUCUCCCAUCCACUUACUAACCAAGGCCAACCCUGCUUAGCUUUCAGGAACUGGCAAGAUCAAGCUCUCCUGGGUUAUCUAGGUCAGAGCAUUGAUAGCCAUUAAUACAUGUUUAUUGCCAACCCUUAACAAUCCAGACUAGAGAUUACCUCAAGGGGCUACAGUGAUGCUUCAUUCCUUGGGUACUAAUCUGUUUGGAGGAAGGGAGUUGUAAUAAAUAAGGAGUCUUGCGGCCUGCAGUCCUUCAUUCUGGCUCAAACCAGCGUAGGCUGGCUGACCACUGCCUACGACCACAGAGGCUGGGGUCGUGACCGGUGCUGCUACUGGGACGAAUGGCUCGCCUCUUGGACUUGUAUCAAGGCUGGCCCUUGGAAGCCUUCGUGGCCACUGAGGGAGAGGAAGGGCUGGCAGGCAGGACACUUGGCUUGUAGCCCUUGCAGCGUCAACCUGCAAAGGCCCAGCCUGGGGGCUGAAGCAGGUGACCUGAAGGGCCAGUCUGGAAUGUGGGCACAACGGGCGGGCACACUCCUCUCUCCUCCCGCCCCUAUAAUGUGUGCCUCAAGACCUCUAGGAACCACAGAGCGACACGGGUGAAACGUGUAAUUUUCCUUUUUUAAAAACUGGGUAAUUAUAGGAGAUUCUAUACCUCUGUUGAUCUUUUGAAUGUAUGUGUUUGUGUAUAUCUUG
Molecule: messenger RNA, 3404 nt
Organism: Eublepharis macularius
Lineage: Eukaryota; Metazoa; Chordata; Lepidosauria; Squamata; Eublepharidae
Product: protein-arginine deiminase type-3-like
Exons: 16
Coding region: 197-2392 (731 amino acids)
Cellular component (GO): cytoplasm
Molecular function (GO): calcium ion binding; protein-arginine deiminase activity
Source: RefSeq, a predicted model, not a curated record